AUGAAGAUUCCAAUAAAGAAGAAAGAUCGAGGAGUUGUCACCAUCCCUUAUACUAUUGGAGAUAGGUCAUUCAACAAAGCUCUUAUUGAUCUAGGAGCUAGUGUGAGUCUUAUGUCGUUAUCCAUUUACAAGAAGCUUGGUAUAAGAGUUAUGCAAGAUACCAGGAUGACACUCCAAUUCGCCGAUCAUUCGGUCAAGAAACCGUAUGGUAUUAUUGAAGAUGUUCUGGUGAAAAUUGACAAGUUUAUAUUUCCGGUGGAUUUUGUAAUUCUAGAAAUGCCGGAAGAUGAAGAGAUCCCUCUCAUUCUUGGGAGACCCUUUUUAGAGAUGGAAAGGUGCUUGAUCAACAUAGAAGAAGGGACCACGAUGUUGAAGAUUUAUGAUGAGGAAUUAAAGAUCGAUGUUCGAAACACCAUGAGGUACAAGGAUGAUAUUUGUACCAGUCAUACUAUAGAGGUUCUGGAUCAGGUGAUGACGUAUGAUAGUCCUUUGAAUGCACCACAAUCACCUUUGGGAAGAGUGUUGAGUUUGUCCAUUUUUGACAGUGAUAAAGAAGUGGACAACGGGGAAUCUGAAGUGCUAGCCUUGUUGGACGCACAACCCCCACGGAAAGGAUCUCAACCACACCGGUGGGAGGAUUUACGGCUACAUCAAACUAGUGAGGAGGAUGAAGAGCCAAAGAAGGGAGCGAAGUUGAAACAACUUCCUGAGAAUCUUAAAUAUGUCUUUCUCGAUUCUAAAGGAAAAUAUUCUGCUAUCAUAAACUUGAGCCUAAAGAAUAUCCAAGAAGAGAAGCUCAUCCAAGUCCUGAAAAAAUACAAAAAUGCUAUUGGAUGGGAAAUUGAGGAUUUGAAAGACAGGUGCCAAAAAACAAACUUAAUUAUGAACUCGGAGAAAUGUCACUUCAUGGUGCGAGAAGGGAUAGUAUUAGGUCACAAAAUUUCCUACAAGGGAAUUAAAGUUGACCAAGAAAAGGUGGAAGUGAUAUCUAAGCUCCCACCUCCUAUUAAUGAGAAGGGUAUCAGGAGUUUCUUAGGACAAGCAGGUUUUUAUCACAGGUUCAUAAGAGAUUUCUCAAAAAUCACAAAACCGCUGACCACUCUAUUGGUUAAGGAUAAGGCGUUUAUGUUCAACAAAGAAUGCACCACGACCUUUGAGACAUUGAAGAACAAGUUGAUUUCAGCACCAAUUGUUAUUGCCCCAGAUGGGUCUCUUCCAUUUGAGAUCAUGUGUGAUGCUAGUGAUAUUGUUGUUGGGGCAGUCCUAGAACAACGAAGAGAGAAGUUUCUACAUGUUAUUUACUAUGCUAGUCAUGUGUUAAACCUUGCACAGAUGAACUAUGCAACUACUGAGAAAGAGUUAUUGGUCGUGGUUUAUGCAUUUGACAAAUUCAGGCAAUACUUGUUAGAAUCGAAGGUUGUCGUUUAUACUGACCAUGUCGCUUUGAAAUAUUUGUUUGCUAAACAAGACUCUAAGCCGAGGCUUCUCAGGUGGAUCUUACUCCUCCAAGAAUUUGAUGUAGAGAUUAGGGUCAAAAGGGGAUGUGAAAACAUAGUGGAAGAUCAUUUAUCCUGA
Messenger RNA from Lathyrus oleraceus (garden pea), 1575 nucleotides. RefSeq lists its product as uncharacterized. The transcript has 2 exons. Bases 1 to 1575 code for a protein of 524 amino acids. Gene Ontology annotation, biological process: proteolysis. Lineage: Eukaryota; Viridiplantae; Streptophyta; Magnoliopsida; Fabales; Fabaceae. Gene Ontology annotation, molecular function: aspartic-type endopeptidase activity. The record is from RefSeq and is a predicted model, not a curated record.